AUGGCUUCCAUAAAAGCGUUUGCCUACAUCUUUGCGCUAUUAAUACACAGCGUAUCAGUGAAAUUCAUUCUGAAUGAAAUCAAGUACGAUUCUGAGGUGGAAGACGGAAACUACACCAGUGUCAGUGAUGAUUCCCUUACUAGUAAUAUCGAUUUCGGAACGAACGUAACACAUCUGGAUAUGCUAAAUGACGCGACAAAAGACGAGCAGAUGGACACCUCAGAUGACGUGACGAAAGAUAGGCAAUCAAAUACAUCAGUUGAGUCGACGAAAGACAGGGGACCGUUGAAUCCCGGAAAGUGCGUCAUCGAUCACACGGACGACGGACCUGUUUUCGAAACGAACAGUCUGAAGUCGAUCUAUCUCAACAACAUACAUUCGAGCGUUACCGCGAACCUGAUUGAAGAUAACGUCUCCAUAGAAAGCAUCGAGUCGAACGGUGUGAGCCUGUCCGAGGUGGCGCGUGGUGAUUGCGGUGGCGCGAAGGUCUGUUCGCAUGUGAACGGGAACUGGAGCGACAAGAGCACCAUAAUGAUCGGGUUCCUAAGUGCCUAUGGAUAUAGUCAGACCGUGCUCGGUGCUCUGCCGCUGGCCGUGGCAGCUGUGAAUAGGGAGCCAAGUCUACUACCAGGGCUUAGGUUGCGAUUCCUCGCGGCAGAUAUCGGCCGCCCACGGCCACCGUUGCCCCUAGAUAAGGACUCGUUAUCCUUGAGGGUGAUGACGCAAAUGCGCGAUCUCGGCGUCGUCGCGUUCUUCGGCUUGGACGGCACGUGUCUGACGGAGGCGAGACUGGCCGCCGCGUGGAACCUGCCUCUCAUAUCGCACAAAUGUGCCGGAGCCCACGGAAGUAGGGAGGCGGGAGGCUUGGGCGCUACCUUCGCCAGGACGCUGCCGCCGGCGCACAAGGUCAGCAAAUCCGUGGUGGCCCUGCUGAAGGCCUACGGCUGGAGCAAGUUCGCGAUAGUCGCCGGCGACGAGCACACCGCCGCUGGACAGCAGAUGGACGCUAUCAAGGAAUUGUCUCAGAUCAAUGGACUGACGAUCACAGCAGAACAUCGAUUUACAGACUAUUUGCCACACAAAUCCGAGCAUAUUGAGAAGAUUGUUGACCAGACCUAUGACAAAACGAGAAUCUACGUUUUCCUGGGUGAGCAUGUGGCCCUUGUGGAUUUCGUGAGCGUGCUGAGGAGGCGAGGCCUUCUAGAUGCCGGGGAGUACGCUGUAGUCGCCGUCGACGACGAGAUUUACGACCCCAGCACAGCCGCUAUUACACACGCCGAUCACCUGAUACAGAACAGCAGCAAGGAUAUUCUGGCAUUCAGGGCGGUGCUCAAGCUUACCCCUUCGUAUCCUACUAACCCUCACUAUCCAAGGCUGUGUCGUAUGAUACGAGAGCUGUCUGCGGCUUCGCCUUUCUGCGUACCGAAUUACCACAAGUUAUUUGAAGACGCUUCGGUGCCUAUAGAAGCGGCUCACUUGUACGACGCUGUCACUAUUUGGGCGCGCGCCGCCACCGCUGCCAUGAGGAAUGGCCUCCCGGCGACAGAUGGCGCCACACUCAUGAAACUGCUUAGACCUACUACCUACAGGUCACUGCAAGGAUUUGACGUGAACAUGGACAGUGCCGGAGAUGCCGAGGGAAACUUUUCGGUGAUAGGCCUGGUGGAGGACCACAGUGCACCCGGCGGCUGGAGCGCGCAGCCGGUGGCAGCAUUCCGAUACGCGAACACCACGGACCCGUUGCCGGAGCUGGUGGGCGGUAAUCGGAUCGCUUGGAUCGGGGGGGAACCCCCUAUAGCAGAGCCCGUCUGCGGCUUCGACGGUUCCGGGUGCUCCCUGCCCCAGGACCCUGGGGUUCUGUCAGCGGCUGCGGCUGUGGCAGCCGCCGCGAUCCUUGCAGCGGCCCUGCUCCUCCGCCACUACCGUUACGAGCAGAAGCUGGCGUCCGUCCUCUGGAAAAUCGAGGCUAAGGACCUCACUUUCAUAUCUGGCUGUGGCGACGCAAAGGCAUCGAUCCCUCAAGAGGUGGACACUCGUCGGGCGCAUACAACGAUUGCUCUGUAUAGAGGCAACAUCGUCGCGGUGAAAAGGUUGAAGAAGAAAAGCAUCGAUGUUACUAGAGCAAUUAAAAAGGAACUGAAACAGAUCCGCGAGCUGCGUCAUGAGAACCUGACCGCUUUCGUCGGCGUAUGCGUGGAGAGCGGAUCCGCGUGUGUCGUGACCGCGUAUUGUUCGCGCGGAUCUUUGGCGCGGGUGCUCGCGGACAGGGACCUGCUGCUAGACGACAUGUUCGUGGCGAAACUCGUCGCGGAUCUACUGCGCGGAUUGACGUAUCUUCACGACUCGCCGCUGGUGUCCCAUGGGAAUCUCACUUCGAGCAAUUGCCUGGUCGACAGCCACUGGGUGCUGCAGAUUACAGAUUACGGACUGCAUACGUUGAAAAGCGGAUGCAUGGAAACAGAAGAUCCUAUACGUAUGGAGAGGCGAAUGCUGUGGAGGGCGCCAGAGCUGCUGCGCGAUUGCAACCCACCCCCGUGGGGUUCGCAAAAGGGGGACGUUUAUUCCUUCGGGAUCAUCCUCUACGAGAUCUUAGGCAGGAACGGGCCUUGGGGUGACACAAAUUUAACGAACGCUGAAAUAAUCGGCCGGGUGCGUCACCCCAUCGGCGGGGUGCUGUUUCGACCGCCGCUGGGCGGCUUGGUCGCGCGCCCCUCUGUGCUGGCCGUGCUCAACGCGUGCUGGAGCGAGCGCCCAGACCGCCGGCCGGACCUCCGCCUGGUCUGGCUGCGUCUUAAGGACAUGCACGCCGGCAUGAAGACCAACACGUUCGACAACAUGCUUGCCAUGAUGGAGAAGUACGCAUCUAAUCUGGAGGCACUGGUUGAAGAGAAGACGAAACAGCUGACUCAAGAGAAACGAAGGACCGAAGACCUUUUAAACAGGUCACUGCCAAGAACCGUAGCGGAAGCCUUCAAGCGCGGAGAGCCGGUCCAAGCGGAGAGCUUCGACAGCGUGACAAUUUACUUUAGCGAUAUAGUCGACUUCUCAAGUCUCGCCGCAAAAAGCACUCCCAUGCAGGUCGUGGACGUGCUAAACGAUUUGUACACGUGUUGCGAUGCCAUCAUAUCCUACUACAACGUUUACAAGGUUGAGCCCGUAAGUGACGCGUACAUGGUUGUGGGGGGUCUCCCGGAGCGAAGCUCCAAGCAUGCCGCGGAAGUGGCGUCACUCGCGCUGCACUUACUCGACGAGGUGCCGCAGAUACGGUUCCGUCACGACCCAUCCGCCAGGCUGAACAUAAGGAUCGGUAUCCAUAGUGGGCCGUGCUCUGCUGGCGUGGUGGGUUACAAACUGCCGCGAUACUGCCUCUUUGGCGAUACGGUGAACAUCGCCGCGCGCAUGGAGUCCAUGAGCGACCCGCAGAAAAUCCACGUCAGCCACGACACGUACAUCAUGCUGAGAAAAUAUGGUGGCUACCACUUCAAGGAGAGAGGCGUUGUCCACGUAAAGGGGAGAGGCGAAAUGAAAACUUGGUGGUUGGUCGGGGAAGACCACGAAAGGAGGAAAGAGCCGUUCUAUCGAUUCCAGCCGGGCCUCAGCCGGAGUACAGUUGGCAGCAGCUACGGCGAGACGUCGUGGGGCCAGGAGCGCUCGAUACUCAACAUAAGGGACAGGGCGAGGCUGUCAUGUGGCGGGUCUCUAGGCCCGGGCUCCGCCCUGUCAUCCCCUGGACCGCCGGCGUGUGCGUGUUUCAUCCCGCAGAGGGACCACCACUCGGCGCCGGCGGUCACAUUCUGCGAGGAC
Messenger RNA from Iphiclides podalirius (scarce swallowtail), 3804 nucleotides. NCBI's taxonomy places the organism in Eukaryota, Metazoa, Arthropoda, Insecta, Lepidoptera, Papilionidae. The record is from the annotation of a GenBank genome assembly.